Malania oleifera is the source of this 1485-nucleotide messenger RNA. RefSeq lists its product as uncharacterized. Gene Ontology annotation, molecular function: catalytic activity. The transcript is spliced from 8 exons. Lineage: Eukaryota; Viridiplantae; Streptophyta; Magnoliopsida; Santalales; Ximeniaceae. The record is from RefSeq and is a predicted model, not a curated record. Bases 160 to 1323 code for a protein of 387 amino acids.
AUUAUUUAAUGUUUGUUGUCAAAAUUUUGUAGAAGGAAGUGAUAAAAUUUUGCCACGAACAACAUAUCAGUGGCCAGCAACACUGUCAUCCCAGCAUCGGCCAAAGUCACUGACAAAACCAUCAAGCAGCAGAAGUGAUUUCACAACCGGAAAACCAUCAUGGCAUGCUCCGGAGACUCUCCUUCGAAGGCGCUCCGGCGGAUUCUUGAACUGCCGGGUGUUCACCAGGGCCCUGCCUGCUUCGAUGCUCUCAGUGCAAAGCUUGUGGAGAAAGCUGGCUUUCAGUACUGUUUCACCAGCGGUUUUUCAAUGUCAGCUGCAAGAUUAGGGUUGCCGGAUGUGGGUUAUAUUUCUUAUGGGGAAAUGAUGGAUCAAGGGCAACAAAUCACCCAAGCUGUAUCAAUUCCUGUAAUUGGGGAUGGCGACAAUGGUUAUGGGAAUGCAAUGAAUGUCAAGAGAACCAUCAAAGGAUUUAUUAAAGCUGGAUUUGCUGGAAUUCUUCUUGAAGACCAGGCAUCUCCCAAAGCUUGUGGUCAUACACCUGGUAGGAAAGUCGUGUCUAGAGAGGAAGCAGUGAUGCGGAUCAAAGCUGCUAUUGAUGCUCGGAGAGAAUGUGGCUCUGACAUUGUUAUUGUGGCACGGUCUGAUUCUCGUCAAGCAAUUUCUUUGGAUGAAGCACUUUGGAGAUCACAAGCAUUUGCUGAUGCCGGAGCUGAUGUUCUUUUCAUAUCAGCACUUGCUUCGAAGGAAGAGAUGAAGGCAUUUUGUGAAGUUUCUCCUCUUGUUCCCAAAUUGGCUAAUAUGCUUGAAGGUGGGGGGAAAACACCAAUUCUCACUCCUAUUGAACUUGAGGAAGUUGGAUAUAAACUUGUUAUUUAUCCACUUUCUUUGGUUGGGGUUUCUAUUCGAGCAAUGCAGGAUGCUUUAUCUGCUAUCAAACGAGGCCGUAUCCCUCCUCCUGGAAGCAUGCCAUCUUUUGAAGAAAUGAAGGAGAUUUUAGGUUUCAAUGCUUACUAUGAAGAGGAGAAGCGAUAUGCUUCUAGCACCAGUCUGCUAUCUUCACAGAAAGAUGGUUCAAGGGAUCCUUUUUUUGGGAUAUGGUCUCGGACAUUGAGAAUCAAAAUUACUGGAGGAGAUGGAUUUGAGAAACUUGACAUCAGGAUCCCUGCGGGAUUUUUGGAAGCGAUAAAAAAUAUAGCUCCAGCUUUGGGGGGUGUAAACCUCAAAGCAUUGUUGGACGAUGCAGCUGAUGAAACUGGAGGGAAGGUUCUGUUGGAUUUUAACGAUCAAACGGGUGAUAGAAUUCAGAUCUUUCUUGAGUAACUUGUCCCUGAAUUUGGACGAGCUGCUGUGGGCAUCUUUAAUUUGUAUAAGUAAUUGAAUAAAUAUACUUAUAUAUCGAUAUCUGCAUCAUAUGAUGAGCUUGUAUGACUAAAGAAAGACAUUAAAAUGGCUGGCAAUUUCUGUCAGAAGCCAGUUCAUCAA